UUUAGUUUUGUUAUAAUUGCCAUAAUGUGUUCCAGAAGUGAGUUAAUAUUGGAAUUAGCUGAGAAAGCGUAUAAAAACACUGAAACGGAUAUUUCUUAUCGUUCUUUUGAAGGUAAACAUAUUGCUGAAAGUAUUGUAGAAGAAAGCAAAUACAAAAAGGCGAAUGAGGAUCCUGGUGACCACGAGACUGAUAUUAAUCCUGAAUGUUUUACAGUAAGCUUAGAAGAGAAUGAAGCCAAUAGGAAUGAAAAUGAAAUAAUUGAGAAUGAAAGCGAUGAGGAACCAUUUCAUGCAGACUCUGAUACUGACCCAGAUUACAUUCCGACAGUAAGCUUAGAAGAGAAUGAAGCCAAUAGGAAUGAAAAUGAAAUAAUUGAGAAUGAAAGCGAUGAGGAACCAUUUCAUGCAGACUCUGAUACUGACCCAGAUUACAUUCCGACAGUAAGCUUAGAAGAGAAUGAAGCCAAUAGGAAUGAAAAUGAAAUAAUUGAGAAUGAAAGCGAUGAGGAACCAUUUCAUGCAGACUCUGAUACUGACCCAGAUUACAUUCCGACAGAAGACAAAAACAUCCCUGAAGUAAUAAUUGAACCUAAUAAGAAUAUAACUGAAGCAACCACAAAUAGAAAGAGAAGAAGCAGAGGCAAUAUAGAGAGAGUAAGUAGGAAAAGAAUUAGAGACGUUAGUGAGUGGGCGGAUGAAAAAUCUAAAACAAGUCUAAACCUGGGACUUGAACAUGAAAAUCGAAAAGGUAUUCAAAUUAAAGGAAGACAGAUGGGUGCACCAUGCGCAAACACAUGUAGACUAAAAUGUGCUACCAAAAUAGCUAAAGAAGAUAGAGACCUUUGUUUCAAUGAAUUUUGGAAGUUAAAAGAUCAUACGAGAAAGUGGGAUUUUAUUGCUCGUCAUGUGAGACAGGUUGCCAAAAAAACAAGUAACUAUUACUGCAGAACAACGGUCUCGAAGAAAUUACUCUCGAGAAUAUUACUUCUACAUUCGCAAUGAAAAACAACGUGUUUGCAAAACUAUGUUUUUGGAAACCCUUAACGUUUCAGAAACUUGGAUCACUACAGCAUUAAGGAAACUGAAAGAUGGUGGAUCAUUAGAGGAAGAUAAACGUGGAAAGCACACUAACAGACCACAUAAACUAUCACCAAAACUUAUAGACAACGUAAAAAAUCACAUAAAUCAGUUUCCUGUAGUACCUUCCCAUUAUACCCGUAAGAAUACGAUGAAGAUGUACCUUGAAGAAGGGCUAACUAUCCAGAAAAUGUACCGAUUGUACAACGAGCAUUGCAAAAAAAAUAACAUCACUACAGCUGCCACGUCACGCCAGUAUAGAGAUAUUUUCAAUGAACAGUUCAAUAUUGGGUUCUUUAAACCAAAAAAGGACCAGUGUACUGUUUGUUCUGUUUUUAAUAUGGCUAGUGAU
Molecule: messenger RNA, 1429 nt
Organism: Diabrotica virgifera virgifera (western corn rootworm)
Lineage: Eukaryota; Metazoa; Arthropoda; Insecta; Coleoptera; Chrysomelidae
Product: clumping factor B-like
Exons: 5
Coding region: 25-1002 (325 amino acids)
Source: RefSeq, a predicted model, not a curated record